CUCAUCCAUUCGAAAAAAAAUAAAUCAAAGAUAUCAGCGCGGGAGUUCAGUUUCUUCAAUGGAGACGAUUUAGAAGUAGGAAUUUGUAAUAACUUGGAGAAAUAUCAAAUCAACUUCCUUCUUAUUACAAGUAACUUCUUCUUUUUCUUCUUCGUUUCGAUUCAAACAUCAGAAUAGAAGCUUUCAACCUCGAGGAACAAAAUUUGGUGAAUUGAUUGUGAAUUAGUGAUGCCCUAGAAUUUUUUUCAUUUCUCAGCACAUCCAAAAGAAAGAGAUCUGAUUUGAUUGCGAUGAGGUGGUUUGCUAAGAUUGAUCAAACCGCUGGAGACACUAGACGACAAGUUGUUGAUGAUGCUGUAGCAAUAUUUCAUCCACCGUUUCUUCUGUUGGGGUUCUGGAUUUUAAUCAGCAGCAUCUAUUCCUUUAUGGGGUACGUUAUACUACGUGACUUUGCAAACCAACUCUAUCCGUCUACUGUCUUGGCGAUUGCUUUAUAUGUACUCAUUCCCGUCACGUUCUCACUAUACUAUCAGGUAAACCACGAGUCAACAUUUCGAUCUCUUAAAGAGACAUUGCAUGCUAUAUUGUGUGCGUUGUUUGCUCGAGGGGAGCCGUCGUUUGGUGAAGUAUUUUUGGCUGAUAUUAUCACUUCGAUGGCCAAGGUGUUCUCAGAUUCGAUCUCGGCUAUGUUUCUCUUGAUUCACCUUGUUGGAGUACCCCAAGUGGAUGCAAUUUUUGGGCCCAAGUCAUUUGCAGCACUUGUUUUCACAUGUUUACCAUUUCUGCUUCGCUUAUUUCAGAGCCUGAGAUUGGGUUUGAGUGGAAAAACCAUUCAUUAUUGGAACACAUUAAAGCACUUGAUAACAAUGUCGGUUACAGUGCUUUCAUCGUUCAAGUUUCUUCUCGACGAUGAAAACACUUGGAUAGCAAAACUCUUUUAUCCUUGGAUUAUAUUGGGCAGCUUGAAUACAAUCUCCUGCUUUGUAUGGGAUGUGAAAGUGGACUGCACAUUGACAUUGACGAGACGGAUUCCAGACAGACCGGUUCUGCGGUCUAGAAUUUUCACUGAAGAACAACGAUGGGCAUGGUAUGUAAUAGUAGUUGCCGACUUCUUCAUGCGUGGAAGUUGGACGCUGAGAUUGUCAACAAUUUUAUUCACCAAUACCUGGAUUGCCCUUCUCAUGUCUACAAUUGAAAUAGUCCGGAGGUCAUUUUGGAUGAUGGUGAGGAUAGAAGCUCAACUUGAGGACAUGCGGCUUGCUGCACAAAGUGGAGACGGAGCUGGUAAUGGACCUCAUGUUGGAAUGCCUCUUGGACCUUGAAGUAACACUUAUCCAGGUAAGAUGACGGAGCUGGUAAUGGACCUCAUGUUGGAAUGCCUCUUGGACCUUGAAGUAACACUUAUCCAGGGAUUACCUCAAGAAGGCUAUGUACGUGACCUGACAAGAGCUUCAAAUUUGAUGGAGUUCAUCAUAUCUCACAUUUUGUUAUCCUCGUCUCCUCUGGGAUUAAACAUAAAAGAAACUUCAAAGGGUAAUGAUGAGGCUAUGGUGAAUAAGGAAAGACAGAACUGGGUUCACCAGAAGAAAGGAGAGAUUAUCCUAUUUAGGGGUUCUUUGGUA
This is a messenger RNA of Papaver somniferum (opium poppy), 1622 nucleotides long. Its product is annotated as SPX and EXS domain-containing protein 1-like. The transcript is spliced from 12 exons. The record is from RefSeq and is a predicted model, not a curated record. NCBI's taxonomy places the organism in Eukaryota, Viridiplantae, Streptophyta, Magnoliopsida, Ranunculales, Papaveraceae. Gene Ontology annotation, cellular component: cytoplasm; membrane. The coding region runs from base 291 to 1322 and encodes 343 amino acids.